Messenger RNA from Rotaria sordida, 2412 nucleotides. Lineage: Eukaryota; Metazoa; Rotifera; Eurotatoria; Philodinida; Philodinidae. The record is from the annotation of a GenBank genome assembly.
AUGGUUAAUCAAAUGCGUCUCUAUCAACAUUCAGCUCGUUGUCCAGAAGCACUUCGUUCAUUUCUUGAUUGCAAUCCUAUGUAUUGGUGUUUUAUUCCUCUACCUGUGGAUGAAGCAGCAACAGAAAAUGCUGCUAAUCGUCCAGGAACUUCUACUACAGAUCCCAAUCUGGAUGCUGUGAUAGCAACUACUGCCGUAGACAAUCGUAGGGUGGCUAAUUAUCUAGAUAAUGUAUCAUUACCACCAACUCCCUAUGCCUUCUCAUAUCGACAGAUAAAACAACAGCGUCUAUUUUUCGAACGAUUUGUUACUUCUUCUAUUCAUUACCGGCCUUAUAUCAAAUUAGAUUUGUAUAACAUAGCAAUCAUUGCCGUUUUACCAGAUGAUUGUUCAAUGAUACUACGAUACAUUAUCGAAACAUUAUUCAUUAUUCAUGGUGAAACUAAAUUGAAUAUGAUUUGUCCACUUGGUGGUGAUGCUGAAAAACGUUACGGUUUUCCGUAUAACCUGGAUUGGUGUGACAAUUUGAAUCAAUCAUCAAUGUCAACCACGACAUCAACUCAGUGACGUUUUAAACCCACAAUGGUCACUAUUAUAAAAUAACAUUUAAUCAAUAUAAGCAACUUUAUUUCACUCGUAGAUAAUAGUUAAUCUUUAGUGUUUGUAAUCUGUGUGCAAAAUAGUUAACCUUAGAUUAAUGAAAUAUAUUUGUGCAUUUCUCCCAAUAUCAUACUCAAAUAUAGUUUCAUUCUAGAUAAGUAUAAUCCUCCACGCACACUUACUCGUUUACUGCUCAACUAAACAAAACCAAGACAUCUUGGUCAUAAAUCAAGCCAUGUCACUACCAAAUACAUGACAAAUCAACCUAGGUUCGCUCAAUAUCUGUAUAGAUUAUCAGACAACGGCUUGACUGAAACUAAAAAUCAAUCGAUACACCAAAAACCUAUCUCCACUAGCUCUGCAUUAGGUAUCAGAACUGCGACAAUACCACAUCGCAAACAUUAUCCAGAAUAAACAAACAUAAUCAAUGAAACACAAAUAAAAAAAAACAACACCUUCGGGUAAAAUUACCAGUUCACUCCAAAACGAACUUACAUAUUUCAAACACUUAUUAGAUUACUCCUAACAAAACACUAAAAUUACUAGCACUAACACACCAUUUAACAUACUGCUGCUUCAUAAAACUGCUCGUCAUUUCCAUUAAUCCAUCCAAGUCGCACUAAACUACCUUCAUUCCAUCUACACUAUUGAAACAACAAACGCCAAAGCGAAUACUUCACAUUCCAACAAACAAAAAUCUUCCGACAGAAGAUUCUAUGCUACUUUCCCAUAGAUUUAUAAACAUCUAUUCCUUCCCAAAACAAAUUCCUCUGCGCCACAAAAAACACUAUCAACUAUGUCAUAACAACGCUCAAAAAUCUACACCGAAUACCAUUCUUUCCGAUUCGACUGCUUUUACACUCCAAAUCGUAGCAGUAUAUCCCACAACAUCCUUUACUUACACAAUUGCCAUCCACAUAUCAUAUUUACUUAACAAUUCUAUCUUAAAACCUACCAAUUCUCCAUAAUGUGUUCUACAAAAUAUCGCUAACCAACAACCUCUUCCAGCCCCACUUCCGAUAUGAGCUUCUGCAAUCCAUUCGCCCAAUUCUCCAACAAAAACAACAAAUCAGUUCACAAAUACUUGCCAUAAAAUUAUAACUGUUCCAAAACAAGCCUACUAUCACUAGCACAGCUUUCAUAUAAACACACAACACAUUAAUCCGACCGCAUGCUAUUAUAACUACAACUACAACACCGUUUCCUUAAUUUACUUUCACUAUUAUCAAACUCACCACACUGAAUUCACUCCUUUCAUUUGAAAACACGAUUUAUAUCAGUACAAUUGAAAGAUCAAAAUUUUUAUUGUGGUAUCUCGAACACACACACAUGGAGGUGUUUGUCGAAAUUCUUUUCGAAUUCCGAAUUUGCAUCUUAUUUUUCAUUUGAAUUUUUCUGAAAUCGAAUCAUCCUGAAACAGAUACAUCCCACUUGAUAAUAUUUUAUCAGUGCAACUAAAACACAACAAUUUGUAUUGCCGUAACUGUAACACACCCAUAUCUCACACUUCCAUACCCACAUCAAGACGUACACCCUCUUUGCUUAACUUUCGUUGAACUCUCUCAACAUUGCAGAUUUAAGGAUUGAAUUGCAGCACUAUUUAAUAGCCGAACUUACCUGAUGAAGGCUCUUAAGCAAGGUCGAAACCGGUCGUAAGUAUAGCUUGUGCUAUUAAAAACGAAAUUCAUUUGUAUACACACCCACACCGAACAAGAAAAACUCGAUAGAAGAUAUAAUACCAAAAAGUUUUGAGAUUCCACCUGAUGACGCUCGGACAAAACAGAAACAAACGCCCAUUUGUCGUGGAACGGU